CUCUAAUUCGAAGCAGGCUCCCAAACAUGCUUUUGCAAAGAAGAACUCAUGCUUGAAAAGCAUCUCUCAUUUCACCCCGAAAGAUGUAAAUGCAAUUUCGACAAAAGGAAGGCCUGUCGGGAAAACGUCGCAAUGGUCCUUCACCAUUCGCGUCUCUGUUCACGUGAUGCGAUUCCAGAACGACCCAGCGGACUAACAUGUCGAUAAGUAGGAGCCAAUUCAUCCUUACAAGCCCUUCCCUCCUCGAGCGAGUGAGCAUUGCAAGACAAAUCCAUCUACUAGCAAAUAAAUAUCCUCGCAGCAUACGCCAACACAAGGGCGUGAUAUGGUCGUCACGAAGCACGAGGCGGCCGUUGCCGCUCUCAGAUCGUCAGAUCAGCAGGAGCGAACCCGCGCUGUGCGAUUUAUCAAAAAUAGUGUCAUCGGAAAUAGAACGAAGAAAGAGUUAUACAUGAAAAUGGGUGUGACGGAAAGACUCGUCAAGUUCCUAUCGGAUCCUACCAGCGAUCUCGACCUGCGAGUUCAAGUCUCUGUAGUACUCGGAAGCUUUGCAUACGGGAAUGAUCAAAAUAUACAGAUGCUGGUGGAAGCCGGUGCUAUCACGCCAUUGUUGGCAACUUUAUCAUCGAAAGAGUUGAAGCUUGUCGAGGCGGGGGCAAGAGCACUAAAGGCAGUGUAUCAAAGUGCGCACGCACCAAGAGGAGAUGUGGUCAAGAACAAUUAUGUGCAAGAUUUAAUAAGUCUCCUUACACCCAACGACUUCACACUCGACAAGCCUGCAUCAUCACAGCGCACUGUUCCUGUUCGCAUUUCCGAAGUGGCUGCCGGAAUACUGGCCAAAGUGUCCCUUGCCCAUGAAGAGCAGAUGCAUGUUGCAAGAGCAGGCGCGAUACCUCUCUUAGUGGCAUUAUUAGAUGUUCGAUGGAGCGCAUACCCAAAACUUCAGGAAGCCGCGCUGGACGCCCUUGCAAACCUAUCUCGAGAAAACCCAACGACCGCUCAGAUGAUUGUUUCCUGUAAGGCUUCUCAUAACUUUGACAGAUCUGUUCCCUUAAUUCUAAGACUGGUUCGCGACCGGCGACCUGUCAUGCGACUUCUUGCCGCAACAUGCUUGACAAACAUAUACCGCACCGGCUCCUUACCAUUGGAAUAUCAGCAAGACACGAUUCUAACAGUAUUACCCACUCUCAUCAAGCUCUUUACUGAGACCGCACCAAUAAGCUCUCUUUACGGCUCGGGAUGGGCCACUGUACAGGAGAAGGCACCAAAAGUUUUUGCGGAUAUGGUGGAGCCAAGCGAAGAUUUGCAAAAAGCGGCGUUGGAAGCAGAUGCGAUUUCCAGGCUGGCGGUAGUCAUCAUUGGUGAGGGAGGCGAGCCACCUGAAGUAGUGGAACCCAAAGUGAAAAAUAGGAAAGAUGCAAAAAAGUCUCCGACCAAGACGGCGCCUCCUGCACAACCUGGAGCAACCUGUGGGCAUGCGGAGCGUGUAAAGGAAAGCGCGUUUCGAGCUGUGGCUGCUGUGUGUUCGUUAAGGGAAGAAUGUCGCAAACAGGUAAUUGACGCAAAGUUGCUUCCGCAUAUUGUCUCAGCAAUGUCGCAUCCAAACCGACGCAUUCGCAUCGCUGCAUGUGAAUGCACUCGUUCCCUAUCCCGAUCUGUCAAGAAUCUCCGCACAUCACUAGUGGAUGCUGGAGUCGGAAUUCCUCUUUUCCAGCUGCUUUCGGACGAGAGCGUGGAAGUGCAGACUACAGCCUCCGCGACGCUAUGCAAUAUUGUGCUCGACUUUUCGCCGAUGAAGAAGACGGUCCUGGAGAAUGGGGGUGUUGAACGAUUAGUGGAUUUAGCAAAGAGCAUGGAUGACCGAUUGAGAUUGAACGCAGUGUGGGCUUUGAAAAAUUUGCUAUUUCAAGCAGAUAGCGAAAUAAAGGAGCGGGUGAUGAAGGAACUGGGAUGGGAUGGCUUGUUGAGUCUCAUCAACGAUAAUGAAACCGGAAUUCAAGAGCAAGCUCUCAACCUCCUUCGCAAUCUCGCGUGUGGUAAAGAAAGCGAUAUUGAACAAGUUUUCAAGGGUCUUGGUGAAGACAAAGUUAUGGAUAUACUCGAGACCAAGCUGACAAAACCGACGCAAUCGGAUGACAUUAUCCUGCAAGCGUUAUAUGUAAUCGUCAAUGUAUCUACCGGAAAUGACCGACAUAAGGCUGCGAUCAUGAACCGCGAGACAAUAAUAGAAGCCAUUUUGGGAUUCAUGUCACACACAAAAUCCCUCAUCCGUGUUGCGACCAUAUGGUGCGUCAUUAAUCUAACGUGGACUGAUGACCCUGGAGCGCAAGAGAGGGUCAUCCGUCUUCGCGAAUUGGGCUUUGAGACCCGAUUAGCAUCGAUGAUGGAUGACUCGAAUAUGGAUGUUAAAGAUCGGGUUAAAACGGCGUUAGCCAAUUUUGGAGCGGGAAGCGAUACUCUGUCUGCGCCAAUGGAGAUUACAGGCACAGCGGAGGGAAGUAGUAUAGGCACGAGACGUAGCCGGAGGGAACGAGAGGAUGUUGUGUUUGGGAGCUUGGGAGCGUCCGGGGGAGGAGGCAGUGGCGGUAGAUACCAAGGAUGAACGUGGAUGGACAAAAACUUGUACAGUAAUUUCGAUGAGACAUUUUCUGCUUUCAGCGGAAUCAUGAGUUGAUGUAAUUGUCGUUGAUCAUUCAUUAUCUUUGAGCUACGUCCUUUU
Molecule: messenger RNA, 2719 nt
Organism: Spizellomyces punctatus DAOM BR117
Lineage: Eukaryota; Fungi; Chytridiomycota; Chytridiomycetes; Spizellomycetales; Spizellomycetaceae
Exons: 6
Coding region: 326-2602 (758 amino acids)
Biological process (GO): proteasome-mediated ubiquitin-dependent protein catabolic process
Cellular component (GO): GID complex
Molecular function (GO): protein binding
Source: RefSeq, a predicted model, not a curated record